Protopolystoma xenopodis is the source of this 459-nucleotide messenger RNA. The record is from the annotation of a GenBank genome assembly. NCBI's taxonomy places the organism in Eukaryota, Metazoa, Platyhelminthes, Monogenea, Polystomatidea, Polystomatidae.
AUGGUAAUCUUUUCUAUUUAUUUACCAUUUAUAAGAAGGUUUUCGAGACAUAAACUUCUCGUCCAGAGUAAUCAAAGUAAAUUUAUUCCAACUACCCUUGUGCCGGCUCUCCUUUCGAUCUCUCCAUCUAUGGGUCACUACUUUUCUAAGUACGAAUCCCUAGAGUUUUGCAUUUUACCCUCAAAAGAAAUUACAGGUCCAUUGGGUCUUGGGGACCCAAAUGAUAAUGAACUUAAUAAUGUUGAGACUGACACUAUUAUACCAGCUCUAACUAACGAUAAACUGCACUCAAAAUAUUGCUUUGAAUCCUGGGACAGUGCGUUACUUGCAUUUAUAAAUAAAUAUAAUAAUUGCGCUAAUAUAGAUCAGUCUGAAUUUCAGCAAGAGAUGAAACGAUUGUACAUAGACCUUCGAAAAAUAUAUAGAAGAACAGGCGUGGAGCCUCGCAAUAUCCCUUGA